UAUAACCCGAUCCGACACAGGAUGCAAAGGCCAUCAACCUGCAGCAAGAACCUCGGAGCCGUCGCCUCCCUCCUGCUCUCUCUCGUUCUUCACCUGGCCUGCCCUCCGCACACCCUCACCCACCAAUAAAAACACCUCACCGGGGGCGGUCGAGAAGAGAUCGAAGCAGAGCACGAACCAUGGCACGGCUCUCCAUCACCGCCAUCGCCGUCGCGUUCUUCCUGGUCGCCGCCGGCGCCACCGAGGCCCGUGUCCCGCAACACAACGGCGCCAACACCGCCAUGUACAUCUUCUCGCAGGGCCGCAAGGUCUCCGCCGGCACCACCGUCAGCGUCCCGCAGCACAAGGGCGUCAACACCGACGAGUACAUCCUGGCCCGCAAGCUCGCCGGCACCGUGACCCCAACGCAGGCGUGCGACCAGCUGGACGGGAACAAGAAGGUGUGCUACACCAUCGCGAAGCUUGCCGGCGUGACGACGCCGCGGACCCUGCUGGAGACGGCGGUACGGGUGGCGCUGGGGCGGGCGAGGGCGCUGAAGGCGACGUUCGACACGGCCAAGGCGACGGCCAAGACGGGGAACCCGAUGGCGUCCAUCCUCGGGUCCUGCGACAAGAACUACGACGACCUGGUGGGCGCCCUGGAGGAGGUCACCCGGUCCCUGCAGAAGGGCAACACCGGCGACCUCGUCAGCAAGAUGACCGCCGCCAGCACCUACGCCACCGACUGCGACAACUGGUACAGCGAGCGGAGCCUCACCUCGCCGUACGAGGCCGUGCAGCGCCACACCGCGCAGGCCGUCUCCGUCGCCCUCGGCGUCGCCGCCACCAGCAAGAACCUCUGAACGGACACAAAUCGUACGUGCAAAACGCUAGCACGCGUACGUACGUGUUAGUGUGAGCUCUUCUUGCGAUUGUAAAAGGUGGUGUGCUGUAUGCAGCACUUGAGACUAUAUAUGUGAACAAUUAAGGCUCGAUCGAGGAAGUUUGUAGUGCUAGUAUAUGUACUGCUAACACGGCAAGCAGGUUGACCUCGUUAAUAGUAUUUCAAUUUUCAAAUGGAAAAUACCAUAAUCCAUAACAUGCUUCUUUA
Molecule: messenger RNA, 1090 nt
Organism: Lolium perenne
Lineage: Eukaryota; Viridiplantae; Streptophyta; Magnoliopsida; Poales; Poaceae
Biological process (GO): negative regulation of catalytic activity
Molecular function (GO): enzyme inhibitor activity
Source: RefSeq, a predicted model, not a curated record